Messenger RNA from Eruca vesicaria subsp. sativa (arugula), 2680 nucleotides. Lineage: Eukaryota; Viridiplantae; Streptophyta; Magnoliopsida; Brassicales; Brassicaceae. The record is from the annotation of a GenBank genome assembly.
AAGAAAGUCCCUCACAAUCGAAGAAUCUCGCCGACUACGAGCAUCUUCUCUUCACUCCCGGCGAUGGUGGCCACACGGAGCAGUAAGAAGCUACGUGCUUCGAAGAUCUCAGAUCCAACCUUAUUCCGUUCUCUCGCUUCAUCUCUUGCUUCCACUCAGGUUUCUAAGCAGCCAUUGUUGAAACAUCUGUUGUGCAUUCUGAGUAAGCUAUCAUCAACUCAACCGAUAAACUGGGAUAGUUGCGACGUUGCCUCACACAAUUGGAACCUCAAAUCCAGUGGAGAGCAAGUGGAAUCCAUCAGUUUCGUUGAUGUUUGUAACCUCUCUGAUGUGUUGUUCAUGGAGCUUGAUAAUAGUUUCGAAAGCCUGUUCUCUACUUUACGCAAAAAGAAUGCUGAGAGUUGUUACACAUUUGCAAGUAGUGAAGAAGAACGUACUGAAUUGGCCAUACUCUACUUGAGAUGCUGUUUAAAGAUCAUUACUUUACUUUUCCCCAAUCAAGAUUUGGUUCUGAAGAAAGCGAAAACGCUAGUCUCAGUCCUCAGUGGUUUGGUUUCUGCAACGUAUGGGGGUAGUUCGUCUUUUGUGUUCACUCAUGACGAGUCCCGUCGUACGUUUCUUUGUACAGGGCUUGAGGUUUUCAUCGAUGAGGUUAUGGUGAAUAAUUCAAUCAGGGAUCUGCUUUUCCUUGUCGAUCCUGCAUUCUCCUCAUGUAUACUCUUCAGUAAGCAUGACUGGGCUGGUGUGGUGGAGAUGGUUUCCGCUCACUUUAUCUUAUCAGUGUCUGAUGAGAAAAUGAAUGAGAUGUAUGUUGAGAGAUUAUACUGGAAGCAAGUUAGUCCGGUUAGACCACCUCAGUUAACCAUGAGUGCUGCUACGUCCUUGCUGCUAGACCCCACGAUGUUCUCUCCACCAAGAAUGGUUCAUGCCUAUGUGGUUUUAUUGGUCUCUGAUGCCAUCAGUAGUUGUUGUGUUAAGGGAUUAGACCUUCAGCUUUUUGAUAGAUGCAUUGAUGCAUUUCACAAAUCUGUUGUUCUAUAUACACUGUACAUGAUUAAGGAAGAGAAUAACUCAUCUGGGAAGGUAGGUCGUUCGAUGAGUAGUUCUCGGAUGAGAGUAACUCAUCUUCUUUUGCCCUCAACACUGGAGAAAGUUAACGAGGUUACAUUGAAGCUGAACGCUUCAUGGGGUUCGUAUCAAAGUAACAACGCCAAGAGAGAAAAUGAUGAGCUGGUAGCGUGUUCUGUAGCAUACGCAAAGGAAAGCCUUAGUGUAUUUGAGAGCUCCUACCCAAACAGUAUGUUGGCACAGAUCUUAUCAGUUCUUGGUUGCGUGAUACGUAGAGCUAGUUCUGAUAAUGUCAUGGACUCUGUGUUGCAAAAGUACAGCGCAUCUGGUGUGGAAGAUCUAUACCUACUUGCAUCUAUACUGAAGCUGAUGAGUUGUUCGUUAUUGCAAGCUAUCCGAGUUCUCCAGCAUCGAUCUGAAGACGUUGGAGAUGUUCGAACUUGCAAGGAAUACAAAGCCAUAAUGGAUGUUGUUCAACGUUUCGAAAAGUUCAGUGUUCACUUACCCGGUCAAAGUUUCCUGCACGAUAAAAUGGAAUCUCAUCCUCAUGUACAUACAAAAUCUAAGUGGAUGCUUAUGCACUUUUCUGGCUUACUGUCCGUAAGCUUUGCACUUAAGGUUGACUUCCUAAUGAAAGGCUCCAUUUUUGGGUUGGUUGUAUCUCUGUAUUUAUUUAUCAUAGAAGGAGGUGACGUGAAAGCACUUGGGCACUCAGAAAGUCCGUCACCUUCCAUACCAUCCAGUGAUUACUUGGAAGCUUCUGGUAAAGCAGAAGAGACUGCAGUAGAUAGGAAACUGAGCGAGGCAGUUGCUUUGAGGUACCAAAAGAUCCGAACUUCGUACUUGGGGAAACUGUCUGAAGCUAAAGAUGCAGAGAAUGGUUCGGAUUCAGAAGUUGGUGUCGAAGAGAACAGCUGCAAUGGGGAGGAAUUUCUGUGGUGUAUGGCCGGGAAAGGCAACCUGAGAAGCAGCGACGUAGAGGAGUUGGCAGAUUUCGUAGUGUGUGAUCCCGGGAAGGAUUAUGCCGAUUGGCUAAAAGGGAGAGAACGGUUUCGUAGUCAAAAGUUGAGGAAGAUUGAUCUCCAAAGAUGGAAGAAGAAGCAAAAAGCUUGGAGAAAAAACAAAAGGAAGAAUGCCUGAACAAGUAAGCUAAUGUAAUCUUUUAUCUUUUUUGUAUAAAAGUGUUGUAUCUUGUUACAUUUUCAGGCUUACUAGUAACGACACUUAUGUAGAAAUGUGGUUUUCUAGCACUGUGGAAAGAACACUCUCAUAGCUAUAAAAUGUAACAUAAACUGUUUUCUAUGUAAAAGUACUUUGAAAGUGAUAUGUAAAAGUACUUUGAAAGGGAAGAGUCUCUCUACUUGCAUGUAAAUGAGGCAUAAGCUUAAGAGUUAAAAGAUCCCAAACUACAACAAAGCAGCCUCAGCUUGAUCACUACGUUUGAUCUAGAGAACAUAGUAGUAACCCAAGACAAGAAGUAUUAGUCCCACAAGAGCAGCUGCAGCCCAAACCCAGUAACUAGUCGACUUCUUACGCUUGAGGAUUGCUCUUGGGAGUGUUUCUGGUCCUCCUCUACUACGGAUUCUGUUCCUUAUUGGUUUCUCCUUCUGCG